This is a messenger RNA of Colletotrichum truncatum, 756 nucleotides long. Its product is annotated as cell wall protein. Gene Ontology annotation, cellular component: extracellular region. Lineage: Eukaryota; Fungi; Ascomycota; Sordariomycetes; Glomerellales; Glomerellaceae. The record is from RefSeq and is a predicted model, not a curated record.
AUGAGAUCUUCCCUUCUCGUAUGGAGCACCUUCAUGCUCGGCUGGGGUCUCGCUGCUCCAUCCAAUAAUAUCGGAAAAAGAGAUCUGCAGACUAUUCAAGGCGCCUUCGUUUCUAUCUCGGUAGCAGCAUCUAACUUGGACACUGCAGUGAGAAGUGUGACUGGUGACCCAGCCAGCGCCCAGGCUCUAACGCCGGCAACACAGGGAGUUGAGAACGCUCUGGCACAAGCUCGCGUCGAUAUUUCCCAAAGCCAGCCGAUCUCUAUUUCCGAUGGUCUCGCCCUUCAGUCAACUGCUGAUACGCUGGCCAAGAGCGUAAAGAUCAUGGUCAUGUCGACAAUGCUCCAACGAACGAUGCUUGACCAGCUUGGAAUGACCUCGAUGGUACUUCAAUCUUUCCAAAACCAGGCCAUGCUUUCGGGAGCUCUCGGCCAAGUUGUUCUCGCCAAGUUGCCCGCAGAGGGCCUGUCAGGAGCCAUGAUGGCAUUCGGCGGAGCUGCAGGGUCUAUCGGCAUGGGUAUUGUGUCACUAAGCAACCCGCCUUUGCAGAUGCCCUCGCUACCCGGAGCACCACCAGGAGCAUCGCCAGGAGCAUCGCCAGGAGCAUCGCCAGGAGCACCGCAGCCAGCAUCAAUGCCUCAGAGUCAGAACACCCCGCAGGGAGCACGCGCGCCACCUUCACAGGCAGCACCAGCUCCUCAAAGCAACGUGACCGUGGCAACGGUACUGGAUGGAAAGCUCAACAGAGGAGCUUAA